Phytophthora infestans T30-4 is the source of this 2562-nucleotide messenger RNA. RefSeq lists its product as uncharacterized. Gene Ontology annotation, molecular function: protein binding. The record is from RefSeq and is a predicted model, not a curated record. The transcript is spliced from 5 exons. Bases 1 to 2562 code for a protein of 853 amino acids. Lineage: Eukaryota; Oomycota; Peronosporomycetes; Peronosporales; Peronosporaceae.
AUGCCUAGCGGUAUCCUCGACCGAGACGAACGACGUGCGUGGCUUGAUGAGCAAACGAAAGAGCGUAAGAAGCAGCGGGAGCGUGAACAAGAGCUACAACUUGCAGCUUUCGAGCUGGAAAACCAGAAACUGUGGGCUCCUUUUGCCCAUCAAGCCAAGACUUCGGGAGAACUCAACAUCGCUUGGAAACAAGCUCGCGGUUUCUUCACAUGGGAACGAGUUCUGCCUUUCCGCGAUCUAUUGGCGUUGAGAAUUACAGGUCAUGACUUAGGAGAACUACCGGAAGCUCUUCCACUAGCGCUUCCUUCACUAGAGACGCUGUCGUUUAUCGACGAUGGCCUUGAAAAACUUCCGGAGAGUAUCGGGACGCUGAGGUAUCUGAUGGAGCUGGAUUUAACCAAAAACCGACUUCGAGAACUGCCAGAUACACUCACAAAACUUACAGCACUGAAAAUAUUAAACUUGUCCUGUAAUGUAUUGGAGAAACUACCUGAAGAGUUCGGGAAACUCGAAAAACUUGAGAAAAUAUGGCUGGAAAACAACAAACUUACGCAACUUCCAGCGUCCAUCGGAGGCUGUCGAAGUGCUCGUUGCGCUAACUUUAAUUGUAACAAACUAUCGGAACUUCCCGAGUCGAUAGGAGCGCUCACAGCGCUCACAGCCUUGUCAGUCAACAUGAAUGAGUUGAUCGAACUACCUGACACUAUCGUGGCUCUCCCGAAUCUACAGUCGCUGCAUGCAUCGCGUAACCAGCUCAUCAAACUACCUCGUUGUAUCGGCGACAUGCAGGCGCUUCGAGAACUGCGACUGGACUGGAAUUCCAUUCAAGAACUUCCUUUUUCCUUCCGUGCACUCACUAAUUUACAGUUUCUUUGUAUGGAACAAAACCUGCUGCGUUUACCAACCAUCGACGUCAUCGCACGGGGUGUACCCGAGACUCUGAGUUACAUGGACAAAGCUCUUGUCGAGUUCCAACGAAGCAGCAGACGAGAAGUUGUCGAAGCUCUUCUGGACUCCAAUUGCGAUCAUCUCGCACCUCCUAACUGCGAACUAAAGCUGUACGGAGUCGUAUGGGACAAUUUCUACUCCGAUUUACUCCCUGCAAUUGAGCGAGCUCCCAUGCCGUUCUCGCAACGUUUUUCUCCGGAAGAGAUCGAAGACGCGCUCAUGAACUACGACGACAAGUUCGGCGUCGUCAGUGUAGCUGGUGGGGGAGAUAUCCCAGGCGUUCUGGUCGAAUUUCGGCAAUGCGCUUGUCUGGACCCAGUGGCUCUCCGUGAACGUAAUCAACAAGUCCGUAAAGCCUGUUUGCCUCGAGCAGAGCCGUACCGUUGUCAACGUAUGGGUCGACUUCUACGGGCUCAGAUGCUUACGAAGGAUCAAGCUCAAGACCAGCUCGCUAGUCUCUACUUACGAGCCAAAGUGGCUCGUCUCGAACUGAAAACGCGACGUCGAGCGAUCGAGUACAUUAAUUCCACCUUGGGCGUGGUGCACUUUGAGCGUACAGCGCGAGUCUUGGCGCACGAGAUGCUACAACGUCGUCGUCGCCUGCGAAAACUCUACAGAAAGCACGAAAAGGCUCAGCGUCAACUCGAUUCUCGUCGUGACAAACUUCGUCGGAAAGUUGAAGCUUUCCAGCGUGCGAAAGACGUGCGAUUGGAGUCAUCCAAAGAUAAAUAUUCCCGUUUAGAGAAGGACCGGGAGACUGUAAAACACGAGCUGGAGAGAGCAAUCGCGAAAGACAAAGGCGGUGCGUUAGCGGCAGCGAAGACGAAGAAAUUAGGAAAAGUAGACGAGAAAAUGUCCAAGUUAAAAGCAGAAUUGGAAGAGUCAGGACCAGAGAAUGCGAAGAUUUAUGACAUCGAACGAGCCAUCACGAGUCUGGACGUGGAGAAGCGAGCACUUCACAAGGCCACGGAGAAGACCCACGGUGACUCCGAGGACGACUCCGACGAAGAGGAAGCUCCAGAGACUGAGACGUCAAAGGAGAGCUCUACAGAGGCACCAGCGGAACCGUUUUUCGAUAUCGAAAUGCCUGAUAUGAAUAUUCAAGAUUAUCGUAAAGCUGCUAUGAAAAUUCCAAAUUUCAUCAUGCCGCUGGACGUUCCGGUUGAGGAACUUAUGGAGCUGUUCCAGACUCAAAUUCGAGAUUCGUACGUGGAAAUGCAGUGCACGAAAGUGUCGAAACAGGCCACGAAAGAAUUUCUUCAGAUGCGAGCAGUGCUUCAGAGAUGGCACGGCAUGGGUACACGUGCUGUGUUUGAAGCCUGGCACGAAGUGGCUCGAGCAAGUCGCUUGGAUGCAAACGCUGUUAAGGCUCGUGCUGAACGGAAGAAAUUACUGGAGAAGCAGAAUAGAGAACUCGAAGAGCAACUUGCACGUGUGGAAGCUCGACUAUGGGUACAGCGUUCGGAUAUGUAUACGGACGCAAUCUACUUUGAGAACGAGCAAACAGGUGAGACCCGAUGGGAACCUCCGCAGUAUUGGGCGGAGGAGCAGCAGCGACAACGACCAAAUAUGAAGAUGGACGACGUUCCUCGACUCAAACUUCCUCCAAUUUAA